Nerophis ophidion (straightnose pipefish) is the source of this 2081-nucleotide messenger RNA. RefSeq names its product zinc finger protein 771-like. Lineage: Eukaryota; Metazoa; Chordata; Actinopteri; Syngnathiformes; Syngnathidae. The transcript has 5 exons. Gene Ontology annotation, biological process: regulation of transcription by RNA polymerase II. The coding region runs from base 98 to 1765 and encodes 555 amino acids. Gene Ontology annotation, molecular function: DNA-binding transcription factor activity; RNA polymerase II cis-regulatory region sequence-specific DNA binding. The record is from RefSeq and is a predicted model, not a curated record.
AUCCACUAAAAUCCAACCGGCGAAGAAGAACAUGCGGAAGCAAACGGUGUGAUUGUCACGCCAACGCGGUUGCGAAAAGAGCCAGUGUGGAAAAAAAAUGGUUCAAGUCCGAAUGCUGAGAAUGUUGAUGGAGCAGCGACUGAAGGCAGUCGUGGAAGAAAUAUUUGGACUGUUUGAAAGAACCGUAGCGGAGUACGAGGAGGAACUUUCUCGAAGUAAGAAAGAGAACGAGAGACAACGCCAACUGCUGGAUCAAGCCAGGUUACAAAGUCCAGCUGUCAAAGAGGCAGCUGCGACUUUCUUGGCUCCUCCAUGGCUUCCAUCAGAGACACUGGCGGUCACCACACCCCUCCGACUUUCAGAGAACCAGCAGGAGUCAGUGAAGAGAGAAGCAAAGAUUUCCUUCGAGCAGCAGGAGUGGAGCUCGAACGUGUGGCAGGAUGAGCCACCGCCCUCCUGCGUUAAAGAGGAAGAGGAGGAGCCAUGGAAGCAGCUUCAAAUACUGGAGGAGGCCAAUGUCACUAUGUUGACGUCUGCUGCCGUCUUUAUGCGGAGUCAGGACGACAAAGACGACGAGGGUCACUCCCUUCAUCUUCAUCACAGUCAAAGUGAGGAGAACACAGGCGCCGAACCUCCAAAUCAUUGCAUGACAACAGAAGGUGUUGGAGAUGACACGUCAGAAUCUUCUGAGACGGAACUGAGUGACGAGGACAAAGAACCUUUAGAUGACGUCCAGGAGGUGUCAUCAGAGAGCCAAGAAGAGAUUCCCUCCGAGCAGCAGGAGUGGAGCUCCAGCGUUGGGCAAAAUGAGCUAGAGCCCCCACAUAUUAAAGAGGAAGGGGAUGAACUGUGGGAGCAGCUUCAAAGGUUGGAGGAGGCUAAUGAUAGAGAUGAAGCUCAGGCCUUACAGCUUGAUUACAGUCCAAGUGAAGAGAACAGAGGGGCGGAGCUUCUGACUCGACACAUAACAGCUGAUGGAGAGCAUCGUGAAGAUAUUAACUCAGAACCAGACAGCAUCUUCGCUCCACUGUCAGACUCUUCUGAGAGCAAUCAAAGUGACAACAUCCAAAAACCUUUGGAAAAUAAUAGGAACUCUGAAGAUGUUAUGAGACAUCAUGCUGACAAAAAACACUAUAAUUGUUCUGAAUGUGGGAAAUCAUUAAGACAUAAGAGUCUUUUUACAGCACACAUGAGAAUACAUACUGGAGAGAAACCUUUUGCUUGCUCAGAUUGUCCCAAAAGAUUCUCUACAAACGAUAACCUGAAAAAACACACACAUGUACAUGGAGCGGGGAAACCUUUCGCUUGCUCAGUGUGUUCAAAAAGUCUGUCUUCUCAGCGCCACCUUAAAAGACACAUGAUGAUACAUACAGGGGAGAAUCCCUUUCCUUGUUCGGUUUGUCCUAAAAGAGUUAAGACUAAAUCCCAAUUGAUAUUACACAUGAGAACACACACCGGGGAGAGACCCUUCACUUGCUCUGUGUGUAGCAAGGGGUUUACCAGUAAGGCAAGUAUGACCCAUCACAUGAAAUCACACAUGAGGGAGGAGCAAUUUACUUGCCCACUUUGUCCUAAAAGAUACACGAAAAACGCUGCUUUGAUGGCACACAUGAGAACUCACACCGGGGAGAGACCGUUUAGUUGCAACGUAUGCGGUACAAGGUUCAGAUAUAAGUAUCAGGUCAAAAGACACAAGUGUUCAGCAGACUUGGACGCUGUUGGGCAGUGUGGCUCAGGUGAUAGAGCAGUCAUCCAGAAUUUUUGAGGGUUCCUGAGAUGAAUAAAGUUUUUGCUUUUCACUUGUGUCCUUGAGCAAGACACUUUACCCACCUUGCUCCCAGUGCCACACACACUGGUGUAUGACAGUUUUGUGGCGGGACAAAACACAAUAAGUGUUUAAGUCUGCAGAGACUUAAAUAUAAUCAAACUAUGACAGUGAUUUCAGGUGGUGUUUCUCUUCUGUUUACUUCUAAAGUUGUAUUUAGAAAUUACUAAAUGUUAGUUACUUUCUUGUUUGCUCGUUGUGAAUAGACAUUGUAUCCGUUUCACUUUUUUUUAUAAAAUACAUUUUUUCCCAAUUA